AAUCCACCAUUAAUGGAGUUCCAAUCACCCUUUUCAGUCAUCAUCGCUUUCCUAGUUUUUCUUUUCUUCUUUCUAUUCCAAUUGGUUAAGGUCAUGAAAAGAUCUAGUAAGCCAAAGUUGCCACCAGGUCCAUGGAAGUUGCCCUUCAUUGGUAACAUGCUGUCCAUGAUAAGCUCAGAGCUAUCACAGGAAAUCCUUAGGAACCUAGCCAGGAAAUAUGGACCACUCAUGCACCUGCAACUCGGGGAAAUUUCCGCGAUUGUUGUAUCAUCUACCCAGGUCGCAAAUGAAAUCUUCAAGAAUGAUGUAUCGUUUGCAAACCGGCCUGAAAUUCUCCUCGCAAAGAUAGUUCUAUACAACAGUACAGACAUUGGGUUUGCAGCUUAUGGUGAUUACUGGAGGCAAAUGCGAAAAAUCUGCACCUUGGAACUUCUCAGUACGAAGAAGGUACAAUCAUUUGCUACCAUCAGGGAGCAAGUGGCCAGGGGCGUUGUUGAUUCAAUUAGGGAAUCCUCAGGAUUUCCUAUUGAUCUUACGGAGAUCAUAUUCAUCUCAACGAAUACUGUGACAUCCACAGCUGCAUUCGGAGAGAAAUACAAGGACCAAGAGGAACUUCUACGAUUACUCAAAGAAAUGGGUGAAACAGCAAGUGGUUUUGAUGUGGCAGAUUUAUUUCCUUCAUACAAGAUUCUUCAUGUUCUCACAGGAAUGAAGCCUAAAUUGGAGAAAUUGCAUCAUAAGCUUGACAAAAUACUAAAUGACAUCAUUAACAUGCACGAAGAGAACCGUGCAGGCUUAAAAAGCCGAAUUGGUGAUGCGGGAGAGGAAGAUCUAGUUGAUGUUAUGCUUAGACUUAAAGUCAGUGGUGAUCUUGAGUUUCCCAUUACAUCAGAGAAUAUCAAAGCAAUCAUCCUGGAUGUAUUUGCAGCAGGAACUGAUACUUCUUCAUCAACAGUUGAAUGGGCAAUGUCAGAAAUGGUGAGAAAUCCACAAGUGAUGGCAAAGGCGCAAGCGGAAGUUAGAGAAGUACUCAAAGGAAAGGAGGUAGUAAACGAGACGGAUUUCCAACGACUGAAUUACCUGAAGCUGGUUAUCAAAGAAACGCUGCGUUUGCAUCCACCGAUUCCCUUGUUACUCCCAAGAGAAUGUAGGGAAAGAUGUGAGAUUAAUGGAUACAUGAUACCGGUUAAGACCAAAGUCUUUAUCAACGCAUGGGCACUAGGACGAGAUCCUGAAUUCUGGAUCGAUGCCGAGAAUUUCGUGCCUGAGAGAUUUGAAAAUAGUCAUCUUGAUUUCACAGGAAGUAGCUGCGAAUAUAUACCAUUUGGUGCAGGAAGGAGAAUAUGUCCUGGCCGUACAUUUGGUUUGGCUAAUGUUGAGUUUCUUCUUGUGAAUUUGCUGUAUCACUUUGAUUGGGAACUUCCUAAUGGGAUGGAGCAUGGAGAAGUGGACAUGAGUGUCAACAUCAAAACAGGAGGUAGGAAAAAGAAUAGUUUGUGUUUGGUUCCUAUCCCACGACUUGAAUGA
Cynara cardunculus var. scolymus (artichoke) is the source of this 1527-nucleotide messenger RNA. RefSeq names its product premnaspirodiene oxygenase-like. The transcript has 2 exons. Gene Ontology annotation, molecular function: heme binding; oxidoreductase activity, acting on paired donors, with incorporation or reduction of molecular oxygen; iron ion binding. The coding region runs from base 13 to 1527 and encodes 504 amino acids. NCBI's taxonomy places the organism in Eukaryota, Viridiplantae, Streptophyta, Magnoliopsida, Asterales, Asteraceae. The record is from RefSeq and is a predicted model, not a curated record.